UGAUGAGAAACAGAUGAUAACGUCAGUAGUGCCUCGAACCACCACUUCCUUUCCGAUAGAAACUCAAGUAUUCGGACGAGAGAAACAGCUGAAUCACCUUCUGGAACAGUUGAUGAUAUCGGCCGAUGGAUCCGGAUCCAGCAACAGUAGCAUCUCUACCUUGACUAUUGUUGGGAUCGGCGGGGUCGGAAAGACUACUCUUGCUCAGCAUGCCUACCACCACGAGAGGGUGAAGGACUAUUUUCAUCAUAAGGUCUGGGUCUGUGUAUCAGACAACUUCAACGUGGAGAGGCUUACCAAAGAGAUCAUAGAAUCCUUAACCCAGAAUACGUGUGAUCUCAACAACUUUGAUACACUUCAAGUGGUUGUUAAGGAGAAGUUGACCUCAAAAAGGUUCCUGCUUGUCCUCGACGAUGUGUGGAACGAGGACAGCCUGAAAUGGGAAAGAUUUUGUGCACCAUUGAGGUACGGAGAACCAGGAAGCAAGAUUUUGGUUACAACUCGCUCUAAAAAGAUUGCAGAAAUGGUUGGCAAUCCGAUCCCUCUAGGAGGUCUGGAUGAAGCCAGCUAUUGGAAAUUGUUCAAAAAAUGUGCAUUUGGUUCCAAAGACGCCGGUGAAUUUCCACAGCUAGAAGCCAUAGCAAAGAAGAUCGCUGGCAGGUUGGAGGGGUUGCCACUUGCGGCAAGGACGGUAGGCGGGUUGUUGAAGGAUCCGAUGAAUGAGAAGCACUGGAGAAACAUCGCAGAAAGUGAAAUCUGGCAACUACAGCAAGACGAACAGGGUGUCCUGCCAGUCCUACAAUUGAGCUAUCAAUGUCUUCCCCCACACCUUAAGCGGUGCUUUGUUUUUUGUUCCCUGUUCCCCAAAGAUCAUCGGUUUGAAGGAGAGCACUUGGUCAGGCUUUGGAUGGCAGAAGGCUACGUUGCUCAAGACAACAAUAUGACGAUGGAGGAUACAGGAAGCCGCUACUUCCUUGACUUAGUGAAUAGGUCUUUCUUUCAGGAAGCUCCUUGGCGAUCGAAAUAUGUGAUGCAUGACCUCAUACACGAUCUUGCUCAAUUUAUUUCAGAUGGAGAGUUUUGCAGGAUCGAUGAUGAGUCGAAAGAGAUCCCUAAUACGACUCGUCAUCUAUCAACAAAAUUAACCGAUGGAACUAAGUUAAUGGAGCUCUCCUGUUAUGAUAAAUUGCGGACCCUCUGGAUCAAUUCCAGAAGUAUUUGGUUUGACUCUCCAGUCGAGAGCCCUUUGUUCAUUCAGUUUGAAAAAUUAAAAAACAUUCGAGUGUUGCUAUUGAAGAACUAUGGCUUGCGGGAGUUGCCUGAGACAAUUGGACUGUAAACUACAGAGUUUCCCGCACGGCAUGAGCAAGUUGAU
Messenger RNA from Musa acuminata subsp. malaccensis (wild Malaysian banana), 1375 nucleotides. The record is from RefSeq and is a predicted model, not a curated record. Lineage: Eukaryota; Viridiplantae; Streptophyta; Magnoliopsida; Zingiberales; Musaceae.